GCACCUCCAUUUUUACAGGCGCAAACAAACACAGAUCUACAGUCAUGGAGGAGAACAAUAACACAACCCUGAAGAAGGCCUUACUGCUCCUAAACUGCGUUCUAUUAUCAAUAGGAAACUGUGGGGGUCCAUUAAUCAUGCGACUCUACUUCGUCCACGGUGGCAAGCGUGUUUGGCUCUCAAGCUGGCUCGAAACCGGCGGUUGGCCUCUGAUCCUUAUUCCGCUUUUCAUAACCUACCUCCGGCGUCGCAAAAACAAAUCCCCAAACACACUCUUCUUCCUUAUGAAACCUCCCUUGUUCUUCGCGGCAGCAGUUAUCGGCCUCAUAACCGGCUUAGACGACUAUCUCUACGCCUACGGCGUGGCACGGCUCCCGGUGUCCACUUCAUCUCUCAUAAUUGCAUCUCAAUUGGCUUUCACUGCCGGUUUCGCUUAUUUACUGGUGAAGCAGAAGUUUACGCCCUAUUCUAUAAACGCUGUUAUUUUGUUGACUGUUGGAGCGGGUGUUUUGGCUCUGCACACGAGCAGCGAUCGUCCGGAGCAUGAGUCGAGUAAGGAGUACGUGUUGGGGUUCCUUAUGACUGUUGGGGCUGCGGCUUUGUAUGGGUUUGUGCUGCCGUUGGUGGAGUUAACCUACAAGAAGGCAAAGCAGGAGAUAAGUUACACGCUUGUGAUGGAGAUCCAGAUGGUCAUGUGUCUGUUUGCUACUAUUUUUUGCACUGUUGGGAUGCUCGUUAACAAAGAUUUCCAGGCGAUGUCAAGAGAAGCAAAAGAGUUUGGACUAGGAGAAACCAAGUACUAUGUGAUACUGGUGUGGAGUGGAAUAAUAUGGCAGUUUUUCUUCUUAGGAGCUAUUGGAGUAAUAUUUUGUGCAUCCUCUUUGCUGUCUGGUAUUAUAAUAGCACUUUUGCUACCAGCGACAGAGAUCCUAGCAGUCAUUUUCUUCCAGGAGAAAUUUCAAGCUGAAAAGGGUGUGGCUCUUGCACUCUCUCUUUGGGGAUUUGUUUCAUACUUCUAUGGCGAGAUUAAACAAAACAACAAGAAAAACAAUCACAGUGUUCCAGAAACAGAAAUGUCUCUACCCACCAAAUCUCCAAGUCCCACAGUUGAAAAUGUAUGAUUGUAAUUAAGGAUUAGGUUUCCGUUGCAUUGGAACAUCAAGCACAUCAGAGACAAGGCCUUGAAUUUGGUUGAUAUUUGGUUUACGGAUAAUAUCAAUCUCAGAAUAUAUAUAUAAGCAGUGGGUGUUGCUUGUCUUGAUCUAUUGUUGUUAACAUUUUAUGUAUUUACUUCUCCUUGGGAAUGUCGAUGCACUUGCUUAUCAUU
This is a messenger RNA of Tripterygium wilfordii, 1327 nucleotides long. Its product is annotated as purine permease 1-like. The coding region runs from base 45 to 1121 and encodes 358 amino acids. Gene Ontology annotation, cellular component: membrane. The transcript is spliced from 2 exons. The record is from RefSeq and is a predicted model, not a curated record. NCBI's taxonomy places the organism in Eukaryota, Viridiplantae, Streptophyta, Magnoliopsida, Celastrales, Celastraceae. Gene Ontology annotation, molecular function: purine nucleoside transmembrane transporter activity.